Molecule: messenger RNA, 1068 nt
Organism: Epithele typhae
Lineage: Eukaryota; Fungi; Basidiomycota; Agaricomycetes; Polyporales; Epitheliaceae
Product: Clavaminate synthase-like protein
Exons: 7
Coding region: 1-1068 (355 amino acids)
Molecular function (GO): dioxygenase activity
Source: RefSeq, a predicted model, not a curated record
AUGGCCAGACUCCUCUCCCUACCUCCAUUCCCCGAUGAUGUACCCAUCCACCCCCUACUUAUCAUCGACUACGAACUUCUGCUCAAGCGAGACGAUGCCGAAAUUGACAAGCUUUGGAAGGCUUCAACCGAGCUGGGCUUUUGGUACCUGAAGAACCACGGCGUGGAUCCAGAGGUGGACGAGAUGUUCGAGAUGGGCGCCGAGACCAUGCGCCUCCCUCUCGAGGAGAAGAUGCAGUACGAGCAGGGCGACGAGGGGAUGUCGUUCGGCUACAAAGCCGCCGGCGCGAACGCGACCAACGAGACCGGCGCGCUCGACACUGUCGAGUUCAUCAACGUGGCCAAGGACGAUGCGCUCGCGUGGCCUGCACGCGUUCAUCGCGAGUACCCGUCCACAGUGAACGCGCGCAUGGAGUCGACCAUCAGACCGUUCGUGAGGAAGUCGCUCGCCGUCAACAUGACGCUCCUCAAUAUCCUUAACGACCGCCUCGGGCUUCCGGAGGGCACUCUUGCAACGCGGCACAAGCUCGAGGAGCCGAGCGGGAGCGAGGCGCGGACGAUCAAGAAUCCGCCUCGCCCGAACGGGAUGACCGAGGAGCAGGCCGCGAUCGGCGCUCACACGGACUUCGGAUCCUUGUCAUUCUUGCACAAUCGUCUCGGGGGCUUGCAGGUGAUGGUACCUGGCACGAACGAAUGGCAGUACGUCAGGCCUAUCCCCGGGCAUGCGAUCUGCAACCUGGGUGAUGCGAUGGCGAUCUUCAGCGGGGGGAUAUUGCGUUCCAACCUGCACCGCGUCGUGCCUCCGCCGAAGGAGCAAGGCAAACUCGAGCGCUGGUCUCUCGUGUUCUUCACCCGCCCCGGGAACUCGCAAGUUCUCCGUCCUCUAUCGGAGGACUGCACGAUGAUUGCAGAAGCGGCGGCCAAGGACACGACGGGGAGACUCAACACAGGCUCGACCUCGGCCGAGUGGUUUUCGCGGAGGAUCAAGAACCAGCGCAUCAAGAACCGUACGGGUCCAGAGACGUGGAGAAGCAGCCGGGGAACCGAGCAUCGCCCCUCGGCGGCUUGA